AGAAGUGGAGAGUAGCAAGCAAGAGCCUUUUUCUAAUUUUCGCUUUGCGCCCCUACUAUAAUACCGAUCUGUCUGUCUUGACAAUUGUCAGCCCACCACAUCAAGUCAUCAUGCAAUUCCUUCUCUAUAUUGCUGCUGCCCUGAGCCUGGGGACUGCUACUCUGGCCGCACCGACUCCAGAGACGGAAGUCAGUGCGGAUCCGUCCACCUACCAAUGGCAUGGUUGUGGCUCCGUCGGCAUUUGUCAUAGCGAUAGCGACUGUCAGGCCGACUCGAACUGCCUAAGUACGGCCCAGGGUUCACAUCCACUGUGGACAGGAGAACCAUCCGACUGCAUGCUGGGCUUGGUGGAACGAGUAAGAGCGACACCUGGACCAUUUGCGCGAAAACAAGUCAUGAACAAAUCAACCUGGUGGAUAUAAUGCAGUUGAAGUGGGAGACUUGAGUUACGACAAUAAUGUGGAUUGGAUAAUGGGGCUUUCUUUUUCUUCUUAUUUCCCUUUUGCUAUCGCGACUGCGAUAUGGCAGCGAACAUUUUCAAU
Messenger RNA from Aspergillus homomorphus CBS 101889, 542 nucleotides. RefSeq lists its product as uncharacterized. The coding region runs from base 111 to 422 and encodes 103 amino acids. The transcript is spliced from 4 exons. The record is from RefSeq and is a predicted model, not a curated record. Lineage: Eukaryota; Fungi; Ascomycota; Eurotiomycetes; Eurotiales; Aspergillaceae.